GCGGGAUUGCCCCCAAAAGGCGCCAAGUCUCCGCGCUUCGGAACACCUUGGCGUUCCGCUGGGGCGAGACCGCCGCUGAUCCAAUCACAGUCCUUGUAGCCGGAACCGACUCUCGGCUGGGCUCACGUGGGCGACGUUACUGGUCGUCUGCGUCAUAAUCCAAGAGGCGAGACGUCGCCGACUUCGCGCCCAAGGUUUGUGCCAAGAGGCCUGGACCGAGCAGCUGUGAUUGGUGCUUGGCUGGCUCGGCAUCGUGUUGGCCUCUGGAUAUAGAACACGCCAAGAGAUAUUCACCAUCGCGGGAAAGUCUAUAAAGGGGAGGGGUUAUCCCGGAUCCAGUUGGAGGUCCAACCGAAUCUAGAUCUUGCGUGCUCGAGUGUAUGGACUCUCAUUCUAUAGAGGAUACAAUCUACAUGGCACCGCCGUGACUUGAUACCCGAUAGACCAAUAUCACUCAAAGAACUACAUACUACACCAUGGACCCUGAGAAACAAGCUCAGCCGUCCUCUCAGACUCUGCUCUCCGCCCCCGCCCAUACCCUCUCCGACACCACUGUCCUGCACGAGCUCGCCGUCAACCCGGAAGACGGUCUCAGCAGUCAGGAAGCCCAAACGCGACUACAGAAAUGGGGGACUAACGAGCUCGAGGGGGAUGAGGGCAUCUCCCUCGCAAAGAUAGUCAUCCGCCAGAUCGCCAACGCCAUGAUGCUGGUCCUCAUCAUCGCCAUGGCCGUCAGCUUCGGCAUCCAGUCUUGGAUCGAAGGCGGGGUGAUCGGAGCCGUGAUCGGCCUGAACAUCGUUGUGGGUGUGUACCAAGACUACGCCGCUGAAAAGACCAUGGAUUCGUUACGGGGACUCAGUUCGCCGACCGGAGUCGUCACCCGCGAUGGUAAGACGGGCACCAUCCCGGCCAUCGAGAUCGUCGUGGGUGAUAUGGUAGACUUGAAAGUGGGAGACACCGUUCCGGCUGAUUUACGACUAGUCGAAACCAUGAAUUUUGAAACCGAUGAAGCCCUCCUCACGGGCGAAUCCCUUCCCGUAACCAAAUCCUCCUCCGCCACCUUCCCCGCGGACACUGGCCCCGGCGACCGUCUCAAUAUUGCGUACAGCUCCUCCACCGUCACCCGGGGUCGGGCGCGCGGCGUGGUGAUUGGCACUGGCAUGGGGACGGAAAUCGGGGCCAUCGCGGCCGCUCUUCGUGCGAAAGACCACCGGCGUCGUCGGCCCGUACGACGCGGACCCGGCGGCGAGACUAAGAAGCGGUGGUAUGUGGCGGCGUGGACGUUGACCUGCACGGAUGCCGUCGGCCGGUUCCUUGGGAUCAACGUGGGGACACCGCUGCAACGGAAGCUGAGCAAGUUGGCGUUGCUGCUGUUUGGGAUCGCGGUGGUGUUUGCCGUGGUGGUCAUGGCCGCCAAUGGGAUGCACGAUGAUAAGGAAGUCAUUAUCUAUGCGGUGGCCACCGGGCUGGCUAUGAUCCCGGCUUGCCUGGUGGUCGUGUUGACAGUGACCAUGGCCGUGGGGACCAAGCAGAUGGUGCACAGGAACGUGAUUGUCCGGAAGUUGGAUUCCUUGGAAGCCCUGGGCGCUGUCACGAACAUCUGCUCGGAUAAGACAGGCACUCUGACGCAGGGACGCAUGGUGGCCAAGAAGGCCUGGGUGCCUGGGCUGGGCACGGUGUCCGUGGGCGUGUCCAAGGACCCAUUGGAUCCGAAUGAAGGUGAGGUGAGGGUUCGCGAUGCCAUGCCCGGUGAGGGCGACGAGGGGGAGGCGAUGGCCCCUCAGGACAUGGUGGCCGACAAUGCCCUGCUGCAGCGGUAUCUGGAUGUCGCGGCCAUGGCCAAUCUGGCGCAUGUCCAUCGGUCCGAAGAGAACGGCCGGUGGCAGGCGCGCGGCGAGCCCACCGACAUCGCCAUUCAAGUCUUUGCGGCGCGCUUCGACUGGGGCCGGGACCGGUGGACCAAGGGUGAGAAGCCUGCCUGGACCCAGCAGGCCGAGUAUCCGUUCGACUCGACGAUCAAGAAAAUGUCGGUGAUCUUCCGCCGCGAAGACGACGCCCAGGACUUUAUCUUCACGAAAGGUGCCGUGGAGCGCGUGCUCGAUGCCUGCUCGUCCAUCGCCUGGAAAGCUGACUCCGCCCCGGUGCCCUUGUCCCAGGACAUGCGUGACACCAUCCUGCAGAACAUGGAGGCUCUGGCGCGCGAAGGACUGCGCGUGCUCGCCCUCGCCAGCCGGACCACCUCUGCAUUUACCGACAUCCCGUCCCGGGACUCCAUCGAACAGGACCUCACCUUCGCGGGGCUGAUCGGUCUCUACGACCCACCUCGCCCAGAGACUGCAGGUGCUAUUGAAGAAUGCCAUCGCGCCGGGAUCUCAGUACACAUGGUGACUGGCGACCAUCCAGGAACGGCGCGCGCCAUCGCUGCUCAGGUGGGCAUCAUCCCGUCAAACAUGCAGCAUCUGGCCCGCGACGUGUCGGACAGUCUCGUAAUGACAGCCAGCCAAUUCGACGCAUUGACCGAGGCAGAAAUAGAUGCCCUUCCCACGCUCCCCGCAGUGAUUGCCCGCUGCGCCCCCCACACGAAGGUGCGAAUGAUCGAUGCGCUGCAUCGCCGUGGCCGCUAUGCCGCGAUGACAGGCGACGGAGUGAAUGACUCACCGUCGUUGAAGCGUGCGGACGUGGGCAUCGCGAUGGGACAAUCCGGCAGCGACGUGGCCAAGGAUGCAUCGGAGCUGGUCCUGACAGACGACAACUUUGCGAGUAUUAUCAACGGCAUCGAAGAGGGUCGACGCAUCUUUGACAAUAUCCAGAAGUUCGUGCUACAUCUGCUAGCCGAGAACGUUGGUCUGGCACUGACCCUGUUGAUUGGCCUGGUCUUCAAGGACGAGAACGGCCAGAGUGUGUUCCCUAUUGCGCCAGUGGAAAUACUCUGGAUUAUCAUGAUUACGUCCGGCCUGCCGGAUAUUGGGUUGGGUAUGGAGAAGGCCGCGAGUGAUGUGAUGGAUCGACCACCGCAGAAUAAAAACGGCAUCUUCACCCCCGAAAUUAUCAUCGACACACUAGUCUACGGCGUCUGGAUGGCCACCCUGAGUCUCAGCGCCUUCGCCCUCGUCCUCUUCGCCUGGGGCAAUGGCGACCUGGCCACAAACUGCAACAGCAGUUACUCCCACGAAUGUGAUACAGUGUUCCGAGCCCGCGCCACCACCUUUGUCUGCAUGACGUGGUUUGCGCUCCUACUGGCAUGGGAGAUGAUGCAUUUGAGACGGAGUUUGUUCAACAUGCAUGACCACGUCCCUUCCUCGGAUACUCCCACCGCAACAUCAACCAAGAAACUCAAAUAUAUGGGCUGGAUGACCGACAUUUACACCAACACCACCCUCUUCUGGGGCAUCGUGGUCGGAUUUCUCCUUACUUUCCCGGUGCUCUACAUCCCUGUGAUCAACGACGUCGUGUUCAAACACACGGGAAUCGGAUGGGAAUGGGGUGUGGUCUUUGUCGAGGCGGGGUUGUUUUUGGGUGGUGUGGAGGUAUGGAAGUUCUUCAAGAGAGUGUAUUUCCGACGUGUGGCACAGAAGCCGAGAAAUGCAAGAGAUGGCAAUGGCGAGGAGGAGAAGGAGAAAGGGGGCUUUAGUCGAUUCACGACGUUGAGUCGCGAGGAGGGGGUGUUGGUGGGGGUCAAGGGGAGGGAGAUGGUUUGA
Molecule: messenger RNA, 3698 nt
Organism: Aspergillus ibericus CBS 121593
Lineage: Eukaryota; Fungi; Ascomycota; Eurotiomycetes; Eurotiales; Aspergillaceae
Product: potassium/sodium eff
Exons: 4
Coding region: 477-3698 (1073 amino acids)
Biological process (GO): intracellular calcium ion homeostasis; calcium ion transmembrane transport
Cellular component (GO): plasma membrane
Molecular function (GO): P-type calcium transporter activity; ATP binding; ATP hydrolysis activity
Source: RefSeq, a predicted model, not a curated record